Molecule: messenger RNA, 1913 nt
Organism: Rhododendron vialii
Lineage: Eukaryota; Viridiplantae; Streptophyta; Magnoliopsida; Ericales; Ericaceae
Product: histone deacetylase 19
Exons: 8
Coding region: 272-1744 (490 amino acids)
Molecular function (GO): histone deacetylase activity
Source: RefSeq, a predicted model, not a curated record
CCCUCUCUCUCUCUCUCUCUCUCUCUCUCUCUCUCUGUGUCUACUCUCUCUUUUGUUGCUGUUGUUUUUUACUACGGGUAAUUUAGAUGCUUAAACAGAUUAUGUUUGAUGUCUGGUGAAAAAGCACGCCUUCGGGAGUUAGGGAUGUCCGAUCCACACACCAGGAGUGAAUACAUUCAAGAUUCAACUCAGAUGUAGGAGUAUAAUACAGUUAGCCCCCUUCUUUUUGGCAAUUUUGUGGGGCCUGAAGUGGCUUUGACACAGUUGAGCAAUGGAGGCUGGAGGCAAUUCCCUGCCAUCUGGGCCUGACGGGUUGAAGAGAAAAGUGUUCUAUUUCUAUGACCCAGAGGUUGGCAAUUAUUACUAUGGUCAAGGUCACCCAAUGAAGCCGCACAGGAUUCGGAUGACGCAUGCUCUUCUAGCUCACUAUGGUUUAUUGCAGCAUAUGCAUGUUGUAAAGCCUGCUCUUGCUAGAGAUAGGGAUCUCUGCAGGUUUCAUGCUGAUGAUUAUGUUGCAUUUCUGAGGAGCAUCACUCCAGAAACCCAACAGGAUCAGCUCAGGCAACUGAAGAGGUUCAAUGUCGGGGAAGACUGCCCUGUUUUUGAUGGUUUGUAUUCUUUUUGUCAGACUUAUGCGGGUGGUUCGGUCGGUGGUGCUGUAAAGUUGAACCAUGGUUCCGAUAUUGCAAUAAAUUGGUCUGGGGGUCUACAUCAUGCAAAGAAAUGUGAAGCUUCUGGAUUCUGUUAUGUGAAUGAUAUUGUCUUGGCAAUUCUAGAGCUCCUUAAAAUGCACGAGCGUGUUUUGUACGUGGACAUUGAUAUUCAUCAUGGUGAUGGUGUAGAGGAGGCGUUUUACACUACAGACAGAGUUAUGACAGUUUCCUUCCACAAAUUUGGAGAUUACUUCCCCGGGACGGGGGAUGUACGUGAUAUUGGAUACGGGAAAGGGAAAUAUUACUCUCUUAAUGUCCCACUAGAUGACGGUAUCGAUGAUGAGAGCUACCAGUCCUUAUUUAAGCCAAUAAUGGGAAAAGUGAUGGAAGUUUUUAAGCCUGGUGCUGUGGUCCUACAGUGUGGUGCAGACUCUUUGUCGGGAGAUAGAUUAGGCUGCUUCAAUCUCUCAAUAAAAGGUCAUGCAGAGUGUGUAAGGUACAUGAGAUCUUUCAAUGUGCCGUUAUUGCUGCUUGGUGGAGGUGGCUAUACAAUACGCAACGUUGCUCGUUGCUGGUGCUACGAGACUGGGGUUGCACUUGGGGUUGAGAUUGAAGAUAAGAUGCCACAGCACGAGUAUUAUGAGUACUUCGGUCCAGAUUAUACACUUCAUGUUGCUCCAAGUAACAUGGAAAACAAGAACUCGCGCCAGCUCCUGGACGAAAUUAAAAUAAAGCUUCUUGAUAAUCUAUCAAAACUUCAGCAUGCACCAAGUGUGCAGUUCCAGGAGAGACCACCCGAUACUGAGAUCCCAGAGGCAGAUGAGGAUCAAGAAGACGAAGAUGAUAGAUGGGGUCGUGAUUCCGAUAUGGAUGUUGUUGAUGACUGUAAGCCGUUGUCAGGUAGGGUGAAGAGGGAAUAUCUUGAGCCUAAAGCCAUGGAGGAUCAAAAAGAAGUGGAAUAUGCAAGGGAAACAGAUACAGAAACAAAGGCUUCUUAUUCGGGAUCGAUGUUAAUUGAUGAGCCACAGAUAAAACUGGAACAAGACAACAUAAACAAGUCGUCUGAUCAGCCCGCUGAGAUGAAUUCAUGAGUAACCAUUUCAUACCCGGACACGAAUACCUUGUAUUUUGUGAAGUUUAUUACUUGCUCCGACUGUUACUUGGACGUAUUUUUUUAAUUGGGUUAAUGUUGUAUGGAUGGCCAUUGUCUAGAGAUUAUAAAAGAAAUGGUUUGGUAAUCAUAUUGGAUACUGCUCCAAA